CAGAGAGAGAGAGAGAGAGAGAGAGAGCACAGACCAUCCCUCCCAGUCACCAGUAUUUCCUCUCCUUAUCGGACCAAUACUGCUCAGUUUCACGUUCCCUCCAUCAUCUCAGCCAGCUGUUUCUUGAGGAUUAAACAAAGCAAACAAGGACAUUUCUUUAUCAUCACCUCACGGCGUUUAUAUAUAUUUCUGGUCUAGUUCUGGCCGCUUUUCUUGGGAGCAUAAUAUAGGCUGUAGAGAUAGAUAAUUUUCUCAUCUGGUUGAAUUUCCUCUGAGAUGGAAGUGAGAUGUCGUCCAGCGGUGAUGUGUUGUGUCUUUGCCGUCCUCUGCUGCGCGGUUCCCCCGUCGCUGGCGUCUUUUUACGGGGACAGACAGUACCUGAACGAGUGGGCAGUGGAAAUCCCGGGCGGACUGGCCGCUGCGAGGGCGAUCGCCAGGGAACUGGACUACGAACUGGUCCGACAGAUUGGGGCCCUGGAAGACCAUUUCUUGUUCAGACACCGCAAUCAUCCUAGCAGAAUGAAACGAAGCGCCGACCACAUCACCAGGAAGCUGUCGGAGGAUGAUCGGGUGCUGUGGGCAGAGCAGCAGUACGAGAAACGUCGCAGCAAGCGAGCGUCCCUCGGGGAGUGCAGGGACUGCCCUGUGGAUAAGCUGUUUGAUGAUCCCAUGUGGAACCAGCAGUGGUACCUGCAAGACACCCGGACCUCAUCCUCGCUGCCGAAGCUGGACCUGCAUGUGAUCCCCGUGUGGCAGAAAGGCAUCACAGGGAAAGGAGUGGUCAUCACCGUUCUGGAUGACGGGCUGGAGUGGAAUCACACAGACAUCUACUCUAACUACGACGCAGCGGCCAGCUACGAUUUCAACGACAAUGAUCCAGACCCCUUUCCCAGAUAUGACUCCACUAAUGAAAACAAGCAUGGGACCAGGUGUGCCGGGGAAAUCGCCAUGCAGGCAGACAACAAUAAAUGUGGGGUUGGAGUGGCAUAUAACUCCAAGGUUGGAGGGAUUCGUAUGCUGGAUGGGAUCGUGACCGACGCCAUCGAGGCCAGUUCUAUUGGGUUCAAUCCCAACCAUGUGGACAUCUACAGUGCCAGCUGGGGGCCCAAUGAUGAUGGCAAGACAGUGGAGGGCCCCGGCCGCCUGGCCCAGAAGGCUUUCGAGUACGGUAUCCAGAAGGGCCGCGGUGGGAAAGGCUCUAUCUUUGUUUGGGCGUCAGGUAAUGGUGGCCGCCAGGGCGAUAACUGUGACUGUGACGGCUACACAGACAGCAUCUACACUAUCUCAAUCAGCAGUGCCUCCCAGCAGGGCCUGUCCCCCUGGUACGCUGAGAAGUGCUCCUCCACUCUGGCUACAGCAUACAGCAGUGGAGACUACACCGACCAGAGGAUUACAAGUGCUGAUCUGCACAAUGAGUGCACUCAGACUCACACCGGAACGUCGGCCUCUGCUCCGCUGGCUGCAGGAAUAUUUGCCCUGGCACUGGAACAAAACCCGGAUCUAACCUGGAGAGACCUGCAGCACAUUGUGGUCUGGACCUCUGAGUUCGAUCCUUUGGCCAACAAUCCAGGCUGGAAAAGGAACGGAGCGGGACUGAUGGUCAACAGCCGCUUUGGCUUCGGCCUUCUGAAUGCUAAAGCCCUGGUGGACCUCGCUGACCCAGCCACCUGGAAGCACGUGCCGGAGAAGAAGCAGUGCAUCGUCAGGGAUGACUCUUUCCAGCCGAGGGAGCUGAAAGCAGCAGGGGAGAUCACUAUAGAGAUUCCAACCAAAGCCUGUGCAGGGCAGGAGAACGCAGUCCGCUCAUUGGAGCAUGUGCAAGUGGAGGCCAGCAUUGAAUACACCAGGAGAGGAGAUCUGCACAUCACGCUCACCUCCCCAGCCGGUACCAGCACAGUGCUGCUGGCUGAGCGAGAGAGGGACACGUCCUCUAACGGCUUCAGAAACUGGGACUUCAUGUCCGUCCACACAUGGGGAGAAGACCCUGCUGGUACAUGGACACUAAAGAUUACAGACACUUCAGGCCGCAUGGAGAACGAGGGUCGUAUUUUGAAUUGGAAGCUGAUCCUUCAUGGAACGUCUGAGAAGCCAGAGCACAUGAAGAAACCUAGAGUGUACAUCCCCUACAAUGCUGUGCAGAAUGACAGGCGUGGUGUAGAACAUAUGGAUGACAUGAUGGAGGAGCCCACACAGGCCCACCCACCUCCUAAGACAGAAACUGCACAUGCUUCUCCCUCGUCCAACCCAGAGAAGGUGCCCAAAAAUCCCACAGCUUCACUUUACUCCCCCUCCCUGGCCCUGCUGCGUCUUCUGCAGACAGCCUUCAACAGGCAGAUCCCAGCCCAGCAGCAGCCCCAGGCCAUAGCCAGGGCCUCUUCCCCCGUCUGGAGGAAGCAGCAGCAGCUGGACAGAAGCCUCACUCCUCCCGCUACAAGACUCCCCCCUCAGAAGCUGUACCAGGCUCUGGAUUUGAUCAACAAGUACCGGGGCCCCGAGGACAGUGUCUACAGUGACUACAGCGACGGCUUCUACAGCACCAAGCCGUACAGACACAGAGAUGACCGACUGCUGCAGGCCCUGUUUGAAAUGAUAGAUGAUGACCGCAAGUGAUGGCCUGAAGAGAGGAGAGGAGAGAAGAGGAGAGGACGAGAUAAAUAUAUAAGAUAAGGGGGAAGCAUGGUUAUGUGUUGGUUGGGGAGCAGAGGAACAAGGCGAAGAGAAGAGAGAAAGUGGAGGGAUAGGAUGAGGCGCUGGAGGAGUGGAGGAGAGGAGAAGGAAUACAGGAAGGAAAACUCUUCCAUUCGAUUCUGUUUUUCUUUCCCCAAAAAAUUCUGCAAAUCUGAUCUCUUUACAUUCAUCUGCCAAUCACUGUUCAUUAAUUACUCCAUUCAAUCAUGGGAAAUUUACACAGUUCACAUAUGAUUCAAAACAUGGUUUGUUUUGAGCCUCUCUGCUACAAACUGUAUCUCCAUGUAGUGAAAGUGAAAGCAUUUAAAUCUCAAGAAAAGGAAGGAGGAAGCCUUGUCUCUCUUCUCUUCACUGCCUGCUCAAGCAUGCCACCUUUAGAAUAUAAGUUUUGUAUUAGUAUCUAUAUAUUAUCAAUAUAUUAUACAAAGACAAUGAUUGUAAUAUGGUUUUGAAAACACCUGACAUCUAAAAUCUUCAAUUUCAAAAAUCUAGUUUCUAUUUAUACUUUUGCAUUUUUCAUGUGUCCUUCCUCUUGUUUCACACUAGUAUAGAACACCUGCUCACUUUAGAAGACAAUUUGAUUCUUUAAAAACAAAAAAAACAAAACAAGUCAUUAUUUUCAAAUUUCAAAAUUUCAAAAUUUUUAAUUGAACAGCUGUUUGAGAAGUUAACGUUAAAAAAACUUGCUGACUAAAGAUUUAUUCUCAGGGUGUUAACAAAGCUCAAGAGAGUAAAAGAAUUGUAUUCUGGACUGUAAGUAUUAAAAGAAAUAUAUUUAUUGUGAGAGACAAUUUAAUAUAAAAGUAUGCAGAUAAGACAAUACAGUUGUACCAGUACACUAUUAAAAAGGAGAAAACAAAAAAACCUCAACUCUGCUAAUAAAGAAUGAAAGAAGGAGCACUGGAAAGUCUUUCCGUUGGAGUAGCGAUAAAGUGAAAACAGAUUAAUCUUCUUGUGCAGUUUGUUUAAUUUUGUAUGAGUACAAUGCUGCAUUAAAAUGAAAUAUUUUUCUAAGGAUCCUCAUAGUUUAUGGAAAUAAUAUAUACAGUAUCAAACCCUUGAACAGUUUAUUUUCUCGUGGCACAGUUCACUCAAUAACUGCAAAGUCAGUGUAGUUAUUGUAACUACCAAUAAACACUGCCAAAAUCUUUGCUGUCAAAAAGCUUCUGUGUAUUCAGUGAUUGUGCAAAUGGCUAACAUGUUGUUUGUUCAUCACUUGUAAUAUGCCAACUACAAACAGUUCCUUGAAUCCUAGACAGAUCAUUGCUUUAAUAUUCGCAGCUGAUCCAUCUCUCUGGUAUUAUUUAUUUGGUAUUAAAGGGCCUAUCACAGCUGACCAGAAACUCUGUAGCAUAGGGGCUCUGCACUGCAACCUUCAAGCAGAUUCAUCUCGAACGCCUUAAUAUAUGCUGUAAUAAAUGUGCGUACUCAUCUCUACAUGGUGUAGAUUAAUUCACAGAUGCUAGUCUUAAGUGUUUAUGACAUGAAUAGUUAUGAAGCCUCUAUGCAGAGUCUCUAUCCUCCAGCUUGUAACUGCCUGCCCCGCUUCUCUGCCAACAAGGUGACAGGAGAAAGAAGGUGUAUGGGACAACGCUUUACAUGCACCCUGUAAUUUAUCCAUUUCUUAGAGUAGCCUGUGCUGUUUUAUUUAUGUUUUUUUGGUUUCGACUGAUGCUUCAGUCCAAAGUUGUUUACACAAACAAUAUUAUGUUGCAAUUUCUGUAUGGAUGUACAAAAAAAUCAUGAGAUUUAUCGUAAUAAACUGCAAAGUGA
Lates calcarifer (barramundi perch) is the source of this 4461-nucleotide messenger RNA. RefSeq names its product proprotein convertase subtilisin/kexin type 1 (gene pcsk1). Gene Ontology annotation, cellular component: Golgi membrane; trans-Golgi network. The record is from RefSeq and is a predicted model, not a curated record. Gene Ontology annotation, biological process: protein processing. The transcript has 14 exons. NCBI's taxonomy places the organism in Eukaryota, Metazoa, Chordata, Actinopteri, Centropomidae. Gene Ontology annotation, molecular function: serine-type endopeptidase activity. The coding region runs from base 277 to 2610 and encodes 777 amino acids.